This is a messenger RNA of Penicillium longicatenatum, 801 nucleotides long. RefSeq names its product O-methyltransferase. The record is from RefSeq and is a predicted model, not a curated record. Bases 1 to 801 code for a protein of 266 amino acids. Lineage: Eukaryota; Fungi; Ascomycota; Eurotiomycetes; Eurotiales; Aspergillaceae. The transcript is spliced from 3 exons. Gene Ontology annotation, molecular function: O-methyltransferase activity.
AUGGGAAACAAAUACUACAAGCCCGAGGAGACAAUCUUCCACGAUGAUGGGCGAGAGGAAGGGCUUCUCGCAUUCAUCCAGUCUCAUCCCGAAUACAACCAGAUGCGUGGAAACCCAAAACUCAUUCUCGCUGCCAUUGAUGAGUACGGUCAGACCAGAGACUUUUUGAUGAACGUUGGGCAUGAAAAAGGCAAGAUCGUGGCCGAAGAUUUGAUUCCCAGCCUUGAGCCUGAUCUGAUGGUUGAGCUGGGUGGGUAUGUGGGGUACUCUGCCCUUCUAUUCGGGAACGCCGUCAAGCGUUCUGGUGGAAGGAAGUACCUCAGUCUUGAGAGAAGCCCAAAGUUUGCUGGUAUAGCCAGGGUGCUGAUUGAACUCGCGGAGCUAGAUGAUGUAGUGGAGAUUGUUGUGGGCCCCUGCCGGGACUCGCUUCGAAAGCUUCGCGAGAAUCACUCGACCGGCCACGUGGACGUCUUCUUUAUUGAUCAUGCCAAGUUACACUAUGUCAAUGAUGUGAAACUCUGCGAGGAGCUCAAACUUAUUGGGCCCGGUACAACUAUCAUUGCCGACAACGUGAUUUCCCCGGGAGUUCCAGACUAUCGGGAUUAUGUCCAGAUAUCAGUCGCUCAGAAGAUUGAAGCAAUGCGUGAAGAACAGCAACGCCUCUUGGGUGAGGUUGGCCCGGACAAGUCUCUGGGAAAUCCACAGCUGGUUUAUGAGACUCGACUUAUCGACAGCUUUGAACCGACAGGAGAGCCAGACAGCUUGGAGGUGACUCGCUGUGUGAAGGUCGAGGGAAACUGA